CAACCGCGGCGAUCUUUGCCGUAUGUUGUCAGAAACUGCUGUGAAACGCUUAGUAUAAACACUUAGGUAAGGGUGACAGUUAAGAGGUUUCUUGCAACGCUCUUAAUGAAAUCCCUUACCUCAGGGAUUAUUUUCUCCCUCAGGGAAACCCUCACUUAAGGAGUUUCAUGCAACCGGGCACUGAGCUUUAAUUUUCCUUUGGCAGGAAUGAUCGUAUAUUUAAUAAUGUGAAGGGUAGCUUAGAACAGAACUGGGCGGAGAUGCGUUUGGGGCGUGUCUACUGAUAGACGCGUGGUUACACGGUUUGCUCCGCCCCACAUCUCAGGAACGAGUACAUUAUCGACUGAUGAUGAAGUGUUUUCUCCUCAAGGCUGAAUUUAAUAUACUUCAAAGCUGGAUUUUUAGCAUCAUGACUCCAGUCUUCAGUGUCUCAUGACUUAUAAUGUUAGAGUAGAUUUCUAUAUAAAAGAAAUGCUGUUCUUUUUUAACUUAAUUCAUCAAAAAAAUCUUGAAAAACGUAUCAAAGGUUUUAAUAAGAAGUAUUAGGCAACACAUUGAUAUUAAAUCAGCAUAUUAGAAUGAUUUCUGAAGGAUCAUGUGACACUGAAGACUUUGAUCACAGGAAUAAAUUAUAUUUAAAUAUAUAUUCAAACAGAAAACAAGGUUCAAUUAUAAUAAUAUUUUACAAUAUUAAUUUUUUUUCUGUAUUUUUGGUCAAAGAAAUGCCUUGAUGAGCAGAAGAGACUUCUUUAAAACAAAUAAAAAAUCCUUCUGAUCCCAAACUUUCUCUUGAUCAAAUAUAAAAGCUGCUUAAUAAAAGUUACUUUAUCUAAGAAUCCAUACUCUAUCUGCAUGAAGAAAAAAAUCUGACUUAUGUGGAAAAAGUUGCGAUGAAAUGUUUUCUUUUUUUUAAGUAGCGGUAAAAACCAGACUUGUUACUUUGAUAAUUGCAUGUGUGUAUUAAAUGAGGUCAUACUGUUUUAAAAUGGUACAUGAUCAGAACUACCUUCCUCAAAGUGGAUUAUUCCUCAUGGGAGGAAGUGAUGCUGGGAGCAGAUCUAAGAGCAAAUCCAGAAGCUUGUCUUCAUCAAGCGCCAGGAGAUCCAGUCCGAGGCCUCAGAAGAGACAUGAACAUUCCUCUGAGAGGAAAAAGAAGAAGAGGAGAAGCCCAUCCAGCUCUUCAUCGUCUUUCAGCUCUGCUUCCCCAUCCAGAGAAAAAAACGCCAAGAAAAAGAAACAGCAGGAAGUAAAGAAACUGAAGCGCAUUUUUGACUCAGAAACUAGUGAGGAGGAGGAAAUGCAGGAUGCAUCAUGCAGUGAAGAUGUUUCUGAAGAGGAAGGCACCACUGAAUUGGCUACGGAGCUUGAAACAACUGAUGAGGAGCUGCUUAUAAGAGGUGAUGGGGAAAUCUUGAAAGAAAUUGUCAGCAAGGAGCGACACAAGGAAAUCAACAAGGUGCAAGUCUUUCAGAAGCGUUCUGUGAAUAGGAGAAGCAUUUCAAGUGGUCCUCAUUUUCUUCUUGUUUCUCACACAGCAGUUCACUAAAGGAGACGGCGAUGCCUUCCAGAAGAGAGUGGGCAUCAAUAGGUAACGAGGUGUGCAUUUUUAGACAACUUCUUAAAUGCAGACAUUUCUACAAGAAUGCAACUAUUUCUUAACUUCUUGCUUUUUUUUUUUACAUUCCUCUCCGGUGACUAAAUGUGAUUCCAGAACAACCUUUUGCUCUCAGAUAUUGCUCAGGAGUGAGUACAUCCUGGUGGCUUAUUAACCCCAUUCACUUUAACACAGUUUUUACAUUCUUCCUAGUCAAAGCAGGAAGAGUUUGAUCUCAUUAAUGUAGAAAAUGGCUAAUUUAUUUGUAAAUACGGUCAUUUGUAAUCUGAUUGUGUUCAUUAGCACUGAAGCUCAGCUUCUCUUAAAUAUCCACUGAUGGUAUUACAGAGGACUGCUGCAACAUCAAUAAAAUCUCUUUCUUACA
This is a messenger RNA of Carassius gibelio (silver crucian carp), 1979 nucleotides long. RefSeq names its product ADP-ribosylation factor-like protein 6-interacting protein 4. The transcript has 4 exons. Lineage: Eukaryota; Metazoa; Chordata; Actinopteri; Cypriniformes; Cyprinidae. The record is from RefSeq and is a predicted model, not a curated record. The coding region runs from base 965 to 1546 and encodes 193 amino acids.